AGCAGCAGAGGCGGUGGCGGCGGCGGCGGCGGCGGCGGCGGCAGCAGCAGCAGCAACAACAGCAGCAGCAGCAACAGCAGCCGCUGCCACUCCAGUCUUGGCCCCUGCCCGGCCCCAGCCCCAGCCCCCGCCCUCUUCAUACUGCCUUCCGCACACAGCUAGCUCUCUGGUGAAGCAUCUCAGUGAGCUCAGGGCUCCCUGGCUGCCGUCGCUGCUACUGCCACCGCUGCACAGUCUCCCCGUCCCCUCCCAUUAGAGGAUGGGCUGCGAGAGGCAGCAGUGCUGCCCCAAAUCCUCCUAAAGCUACAAAAACAAAAGGAGCAUCCGGGACUGGGGUGGAUGCAAACAACCAUGAACGACUGGGUCUUCCCUUUCUCGGGCUCUGUUGCUGCUGCUGCUGCUGCCACCGCCGCCGCCGCUGCCGCCGCCGCUGAGAGGACCACACUGUGAAAGGGGGAUCCAGGAGAGCAGCAGCUCUUUUGGAAUUGAAAGGUGAGAGGUAGCAAGGAAGAGGAGGGGGACGGCAGGAAAAAAAGAUGUCUUCUUCUUCUGCUUUGGGCCCCCGAGGCCCUCGCCCACCCACAGUGCCUCCCCCUAUGCAAGAGCUGCCCGACCUGAGCCACCUGACCGAAGAGGAGAGGAACAUUAUCAUGGCAGUGAUGGACCGGCAGAAGGAAGAAGAAGAGAAAGAAGAGGCCAUGCUCAAGAGAUUGCAUCAACAAUUUGAAAGCUAUAAAGAACAAGUGAGGAAAAUUGGAGAAGAAGCCCGGCGCUACCAAGGAGAGCACAAAGAUGAUGCCCCUACUUGUGGUAUUUGUCUGAAAACGAAGUUUGCUGAUGGUUGUGGCCAUUUAUGUUCUUACUGCCGGACCAAGUUCUGUGCCAGAUGUGGAGGGCGGGUUUCUCUGCGGUCAAACAAUGAGGACAAAGUGGUUAUGUGGGUAUGCAAUUUAUGUCGAAAGCAACAAGAAAUCUUAACCAAGUCUGGAGCUUGGUUUUUUGGGAGUGGUCCUCAGCCACCAAGUCAAGACGGGACACUCAGUGACACAGCUACGGGUGCAGGCUCUGAGGUGCCUAGAGAAAAAAAAGCCAGGCUACAGGAAAGAUCGAGGUCUCAGACUCCCUUAAGCACAGCAGCAGCCUCCCAGGAAAUCACACCUUCAGGGGUCCCACCAGAGAGAAGCAAAGGAACAGAAUUGUCCCAGAAAACCAUGGGUCUGGAACAGAAACAGAUUUCAUCCAGAUCCAGAAGUGAACCCCCUCGAGAAAGGAAGAAGACUUCAGUGACUGGUGAGCAGAAUGGCAAAGCGGGGCUGAAAAGUGAGCGUAAACGUGUGCCAAAAUCCUCUCUCCAACAAGGGGAGGGACUUGUGGAGGAGAGGGACCGGAAAGAAAGGCGGGAAGGCAGAAGGCUGGAGAAGGUCCGGUCACAAGAUUUGCCAGAAAAGCGCGAGGAGGGCAAAGGAGUGGAGGAUGAGAAACAAAGAAAAGAAGAAGACUAUCAGACUCGAUACCGAAGUGACCCUAAUCUGGCAAGGUAUCCUGUCAAGCCCCACCCCGAGGAACAGCAGAUGCGCAUGCAUGCCAAAGUCUCUAAAGCCCGCCAUGAAAGGAGACAUAGUGAUGUGUCUUUGCCCCACACAGAAAUGGAAGAAUCAGAGGUACUGGAGAACAAGUUAGGAAAACGGGCUCAACCCUCUGGAGCUCAGGAUCGGAAAUCCCUUUUGGAAACUCAGAGGUCAUAUUCCAUAGAAAGAACUGGUGAUGUAAGAAUAUCUGUUUCUAAACAAUUAACUAACCAUAGCCCACCAGCUACCAGGCAUGGCCCUGUUCCAACAGAACACCCUGAAUCCAAGAACCAAGAUUCUUUCAAAAAGCAGAGUCGCCUGGAUCCUAGCUCCGCUAUUCUUAUCCGGAAAGCAAAGAGAGAGAAAAUGGAAACGAUGCUAAGGAAUGACUCCUUGAGCUCUGACCAGUCUGAGUCAGUACGGCCAUCUCCGCCAAAGCCCCAUCGAUCCAAGAGAGGGGGAAAGAAGAGACAGAUGUCUGUCAGUAGUUCUGAGGAGGAAGGUGCCUCCACACCUGAGUACACCAGCUGUGAAGAUGUGGAAAUAGAAAGUGAAAGCGUCAGUGAAAAGGGUGACUUGGAUUAUUACUGGCUGGAUCCUACCACGUGGCCCAGUAGAGAGACAUCUCCUAUAAGUUCGCAUCCUGUAACGUGGCAACCAUCUAAAGAGGGUGACCGAUUAAUUGGACGUGUUAUUCUUAACAAGAGAACAACCAUGCCCAAAGAAUCAGGUGCACUACUAGGAUUAAAAGUUGUUGGAGGAAAAAUGACUGAUUUAGGACGUCUUGGUGCCUUCAUCACCAAAGUAAAGAAGGGUAGCCUAGCAGAUGUAGUAGGACAUCUAAGAGCAGGGGAUGAAGUUCUAGAAUGGAAUGGUAAACCCCUGCCUGGAGCUACAAAUGAAGAAGUUUACAACAUUAUUUUAGAAUCAAAAUCAGAACCUCAAGUUGAAAUUAUUGUUUCAAGGCCUAUUGGUGACAUUCCAAGGAUUCCCGAGAGCUCCCAUCCUCCAUUAGAGUCUAGUUCAAGUUCUUUUGAAUCUCAAAAGAUGGAAAGACCUUCUAUUUCUGUUAUUUCUCCAACUAGCCCUGGAGCACUAAAGGAUGCCCCUCAGGUCUUACCAGGACAACUUUCUGUGAAGCUGUGGUAUGACAAAGUUGGACAUCAACUUAUUGUAAAUGUUCUUCAGGCCACUGAUCUACCCCCUCGAGUGGAUGGACGGCCCAGGAAUCCCUAUGUGAAAAUGUACUUUCUUCCUGAUAGAAGUGAUAAAAGUAAAAGGAGGACCAAAACAGUAAAGAAAGUCCUAGAACCAAAAUGGAACCAAACUUUUCUCUAUUCGCAUGUGCACCGCAGAGAUUUUAGAGAACGAAUGUUAGAAAUAACUGUGUGGGAUCAACCAAGAGUACAAGAAGAAGAAAGUGAAUUUCUUGGAGAGAUCCUUAUAGAGCUGGAGACAGCCUUGCUAGAUGAUGAACCACAUUGGUAUAAACUGCAGACACACGAUGAAUCUUCGCUACCUCUGCCUCAGCCAUCACCUUUCAUGCCAAGGAGACACAUCCAUGGAGAAAGCUCUAGCAAAAAACUACAAAGAUCUCAGCGAAUCAUUGAUAGUGACAUCUCAGAUUAUGAGGUUGAUGAUGGUAUUGGAGUAGUUCCUCCAGUAGGCUAUAGGUCAAAUACUAGAGAAAGCAAAUCUACAACUUUAACUGUGCCAGAACAGCAAAGAACAGCUCAUCAUCGAUCACGAUCUGUAUCUCCUCACCGUGGUGACGAUCAGGGCAGGCCCCGUUCCCGGUUACCAAAUGUGCCAUUACAGAGGAGUUUAGAUGAAAUUCAUCAAGUAAGAAGGUCACGUUCUCCAACUAGACACCAUGAUGCCUCCCGAAGUCCAGUUGAUCACCGAUCCAGGGACAUGGAUAGUCAGUAUUUAUCAGAACAAGAAAGUGAGCUUCUUAUGCUGCCCAGAGCAAAACGAGGACGAAGUGCAGAGUGCCUACAUACGACCAGACAUUCUGUUAGGCACUAUAAAACUUUACCAUCCAAGAUGCCUUUAAUAGAGAAUGGCACUCAUUGGCAUAUUUACAGUGAACUACAGCCCUCCCUUGACAGGGCUAGGAGUGCUAGUACCAACUGCUUGAGACCAGAUACUAGUUUGCAUUCACCAGAACGAGAAAGAUGGUCCCCCUCUCUAGAUAGGCGAAGACCUACUAGUCCCAGGAUUCAAAUCCAGCAUGCAUCUCCUGAGGAUGACAGGCAAUCUCGAAAGUCGGAAAGAUCUAGCAACCAAAAACAGACUAGGAAAAGCAAUGCAUCUGAUGCAGAAAGGGUUCUCCCACAACAUCUAUCUAGAAGGGGACACCCUACCCCAAGAACAACUGAUCAGCCAGUCAUUAGGGGAAAACAUCCCUCUCGCUCAAGGUCGAGUGAGCAUUCUAGUAUCAGAACAAUGUGUUCUAUACAUCACCUUGCGCCAGGAGGGUCGGCACCAGCUUCUCCGCUUCUGACAAGAAUACACCAACAAGGAAGUCCAGGACAGUCUCCUCCUGCAGACACAGCCUUCAGUAAUCGUAGGGGAAGACAGCUCCCACAGGUUCCAAUAAGAAGCGGCAGUAUAGAACAAGAACAAGACAAUUAUAGCUCUUCCUCAAAAGCAAGCUUAGUAGUGGAGGAGCGAACAAGACAGAUGAAAAUGAAAGUACAUCGCUAUAAACAGACAACUGGGUCUGGUUCUAGCCAAGAACUUGAUCGUGAGCAAUAUUCCAAGUAUAACAUACAUAAAGAUCAAUACAGAAGCUGUGAUAACGUCUCUGCCAAAUCAUCAGAUAGUGAUGUCAGUGAUGUGUCAGCCAUUUCCCGAACCAGCAGUGCCUCACGUCUCAGCAGCACAAGCUUUAUGUCAGAGCAAUCUGAGCGCCCCAGGGGUAGAAUCAGUUCAUUUACCCCUAAAAUGCAAGGCAGACGGAUGGGAACUUCAGGGAGAACCAUCACAAAGAGCACAAGUGUGAGUGGAGAGAUGUACAAACUGGAGCAUAAUGAUGGAAGCCAGUCAGACACAGCUGUUGGCACAGUUGGAACAGGUGGAAAGAAAAGGAGGUCCAGCCUUAGUGCCAAAGUGGUAGCCAUAGUAUCUCGGAGGAGUAGAAGCACAUCUCAACUCAGCCAAACAGAAUCUGGCCACAAGAAAUUGAAGAGCACCAUACAGAGAAGCACAGAAACUGGAAUGGCAGCCGAAAUGAGGAAGAUGGUACGGCAGCCAAGUCGAGAAUCUACUGAUGGCAGCAUUAAUAGUUAUAGCUCGGAAGGGAACCUGAUAUUUCCUGGAGUCCGAUUGGGGGCUGACAGUCAAUUCAGUGAUUUCCUUGAUGGACUAGGACCAGCACAGCUUGUUGGACGCCAAACACUAGCAACUCCUGCUAUGGGUGAUAUACAGAUUGGAAUGGAAGAUAAAAAGGGUCAGUUAGAAGUAGAAGUCAUCAGAGCAAGAAGCCUCACUCAAAAACCUGGUUCCAAAUCUACACCGGCUCCAUAUGUCAAAGUGUACCUUUUGGAAAAUGGAGCCUGCAUAGCAAAGAAGAAAACAAGAAUUGCCCGAAAAACCCUGGAUCCUUUGUAUCAACAGUCCCUUGUUUUUGAUGAAAGUCCACAGGGUAAAGUUCUUCAGGUGAUCGUCUGGGGGGACUAUGGGCGAAUGGAUCAUAAAUGUUUCAUGGGUGUGGCUCAAAUUCUUCUGGAGGAUCUUGAUCUGUCCAGCAUGGUAAUAGGAUGGUAUAAAUUGUUCCCGCCAUCAUCACUGGUGGACCCAACGCUGGCACCCUUGACUCGCCGGGCUUCCCAGUCAUCUCUGGAAAGUUCAACUGGUCCUCCUUGCAUUCGAUCAUAGUGAACUGGUAGAGAUUGGAUCCUAGUUAAGUAAAAGGUUACCAAUUCUGGAUAAUAACUCGAACUAGAUAUUACAUGAUCAAAAACGUUGUUGGAGACAGACAAUCAACUUCUGUUUUACCUAUAAUAGUUAUCCAAAAAUAUGUCUGAAUUGUUUGUUUAAACCUGGCUUCAAAUGACAGAUCAAGGGCAUCUAUCAAAUUACAAUUUUAAAAAAGUCAAUUUGCUAGUGAGAAUCACUGAUGCUUCUAACUGUUAGCAAAAAAAAAAAAUAGGGGGGAAUUUAAAAUUCACACACACACACACACACACACACACACACAAAUACACACAAUUGAGCAAACUGGAAGCCCUCACUCUAUGGAAAAUCUUGUGUUUUACACGUUCUUAUCCAGAUGACAAGCAGUGUUAUUUCCCCUGGUGUUUGAGCAGUGUUUUCUGUACUUGUUACUUCCACUAGUUUUUGGCUGUGUGACCCUCUCUCCACCCAUGUUAUGACAGUCCUCACUGUGCUGAGACCCUUUAUCUUUUUUUUUUCCCAGAUCACCAAUAAAGGGCUGCAGAACUUCUCUGUAAGCAUGCCCCCCCCCCCCGCCAAGUGUUCAAUCUCUGGGCAAGGUGAUACCUACCAAUCAAGGGUCUCAUUUCCCAUCCCCUCCUCACCCCCCAGUAUCAGCUCUUCUGAGUCUUCUAUGUAGAAACCCAAAGCAAACCAAGAGGCCAGAAUGUUUCUCUCCCCACAUGAUAAUCGCAGCACCACUGUUCUUUUUGCAUUCUGGACAAAACCUAAAAAUAAAAGUCUAUGUUUUGCAUGAAAGACUUUUGAAGAAACCUAUCUGCAACCAAGGCUGGGGACUGCAACAGCUUAAUCUUAGUUUCUGACAUUGGAACCAAUCCUUGUUAAUACUGUUCUCUUCCUAAUGUCCAAGAGAGAAUGAUCACAUUCAUGUCUAUGAAUUAUACUUUUGACAUUGUCCCACAAUGUUGACCUGAAAUGGAAUUAAGCAUAUGACACUUUCAGCUAUUCCCAGGUUUCUCUGCUGUGUGUCCCCUCAGACACACUCGUGUGCCCUGGAUAGAGCAUGGUAUGGGCUGUUUCAAUAUUCCACUGGGAAUUCCAGUUGAAAUAUUCUGCACUUAACUAAUGUUUUUAUCCAAUUUUAGUUUACAUUUCUUUGAGAUUGAUGCAAGCACAAAGCUUGAUUUUUUAACACAAAGUAUCUUACUUUUUUGAGGAAAACAAAGUCCAAUUUCAAUUUGCAUUUUCUUCUUUGAGUUUUUCUUGGCCUUGACGUUCCCUUGUGAUGUGCUACCAACUGCAGACCGUGCAGGUGCAUUGAUAGGUUUUUCCUUCCUUUUAUGGGCCAUUCAAUUUUGUGAUCACACAGAUAGAGCAGCAUGACUUGGAACUGUUCAAAGCUGCAUGCACGUUUUGUAAAAAAAAAAAAUUAAAAAGUAAAGAAACACAAAAGGUAAUUUAAUAAUGUAUGUUAGCUCCAAGUAGGCCAGCUUGUAUGUUGCAUGUACUUGUACAGUUUGCUCGUUAAAUCACUAUUACUGAAAUAACCAAGAAAUCUAAGCCAUCCAUUUUUGUUAUAGACAUUUGGCAGGUUUUAGCCAGACUCAGUCAGUGAGUCCGGUGCAAAAUGUCUAUAGAUGGACUUUAUUUUUUACCCUAUGGAAAACGUGAUGUAGUUCGGACCAAAACUUCUUUAUAAAUUAUUUUGGUGUAGAUUCCUACUGUGGGGCUGUAACACAUGUAGAAAUUGUGUACACACUAGGUUUUAAUCCAUUAGACAUACUGCCUGCACUGAGUGAAUUAAUUAUUAUUUACCAUGCCAGACUUAUCUGCCCACCAUUCCAUCGGGCACAGAUUGAUGACUGCUCGACCUGCUGAGCAAAAAAGAGCUGAAGCAUUGGUGCACUAUUACUAGAGUCCGUUCUGUCUUAGUGGCCAACAAUUGACUAAGUACAAUUGGGUAGUAUCUUUCUAUUUUGACCACUUGUCUUAACACUCCCCUGUGCUUUUAAAUGAACUUCCAACUCAUGUUAUGUAAACAUGUUUAAUAAAAUUUACUUUUCACGUCAGUUGGUAGCCAUCUGUGUUCUAUGUUUUGCCAGAUUGCCAUUGAAGGUUCUGUGGUGAGAGCAGAGGUUGGAUCAUGGGAAUGAGAGAGACUGGGCUUUGUUCUCUGUUGCUGAUGUUUAACUUGACUUGUCACUGCACUAAAUAUGUCUUAAAGAAUGGCCCAAAGGGUACAUUGCCUCACGUACAAGUUUUCACUUUGUCAGCCUGUCUAAGUGAGCACAUGAAUACACUUCUGAAAAGUGGCAUUAUUCAAAACAAUAAAUCUCAGUACAAAUCAAA
Molecule: messenger RNA, 7817 nt
Organism: Monodelphis domestica (gray short-tailed opossum)
Lineage: Eukaryota; Metazoa; Chordata; Mammalia; Didelphimorphia; Didelphidae
Source: RefSeq, a predicted model, not a curated record